Molecule: messenger RNA, 5885 nt
Organism: Trichomycterus rosablanca
Lineage: Eukaryota; Metazoa; Chordata; Actinopteri; Siluriformes; Trichomycteridae
Gene: gli1
Product: GLI family zinc finger 1
Exons: 13
Coding region: 116-4453 (1445 amino acids)
Biological process (GO): smoothened signaling pathway; regulation of transcription by RNA polymerase II
Cellular component (GO): nucleus
Molecular function (GO): RNA polymerase II cis-regulatory region sequence-specific DNA binding; DNA-binding transcription factor activity, RNA polymerase II-specific
Source: RefSeq, a predicted model, not a curated record
CAUUCUCCUUUUUCUAGGGAGUUUUUGCUGGGAUCAGUUUAAGGCCACACAAACAGAUGAGGACAGCUCGAGCGUCUGAAAGGGUGUUGCAGGAGUAACGGGAGUGCUGGCCCCAAUGCCAGUGGUCAUGCAAACACACCACGGGCUGUAUCAUUACAACACUACAGAUCAACCAAGCAAAGGUCUGGCUCCGUCAGUAAAAUCCUCGUUUACUAAGGCGACAUCUGCGACUGUGGCGCCCCCUUGUGGCCAGUAUCAAAACAGCAGACCAAUGUAUAACUCAUCCUACAACCCUGGAGCCUGCAUGGAUCCCUACAUGCGACCUCCUCAAGCUCCCCCUCCCCACAGCAUGCUGGGACACCGCAGCGUACCUCCACCUGAGGGAGGCGGUGGUAUUCCCUACUGUGGCCAAACUAACAUGAUGCCAGCUCAUCAUAACUACCACAACCAGUCAGGACCAGAGCACAUGAGUGCAGGAGAUGGUUCUCGUUUCUCCACCCCUCUUUCCAUACUAAAAUUGAGUAAAAAGCGGGCACUGUCCAUUUCACCUCUGUCUGAUGCAAGUGUGGAUCUGCAGACUGUAAUUCGCACCUCACCCAACUCACUGGUGGCAUUUGUCAACUCACGCUGUGGGCAAAAUGCCGCCAGCUCAUAUGGACACUUAUCUGUGGGGGCUUUAAGUCCUUCAAUGGGUUACUCAAGCUCCACAAACUACCAGUCCAGGCCUCAGGGGAACAUGUAUGGAACACCACUUGGUCACUCGCCCGCUCCAUGCCAUGGCGCCCCAACUCGUCUGCCUCCGCACAACCCUCGUCUUAACCCUAUUCUAAAACAGGGACAUCUGAAGACAGAACCCAUCUUAGGUAGCCUGAUGGAUGGAAUUAACGUGAAGAGUUUAGAAGAGCAUUCGGAUGAUGUGGCCAGUCCAUCCUCCACUGGAACUCAGGAUCCUCUUCUUGGUCUUCUUGAAGGCAGAGAUGAUCUAGAUAAAGAGGAGAAACCAGAACCCGAGGCCAUCUAUGAGACCAACUGCCACUGGGAGAGCUGCAGCAGGGAGUUUGACACCCAGGAACAACUUGUGCAUCACAUCAAUAAUGAGCAUAUUCAUGGUGAGAAGAAAGAGUUUGUGUGCCAUUGGACGGACUGUUCUCGUGAACAGCGCCCUUUUAAAGCUCAGUACAUGUUGGUGGUACACAUGCGGAGACACACUGGGGAGAAACCUCACAAGUGCACCUUUGAGGGUUGUAACAAAGCAUACUCUCGUCUGGAGAACCUGAAGACACACCUACGCUCGCACACUGGUGAGAAACCGUAUGUAUGUGAGCAUGAGGGAUGUAACAAGGCUUUCUCUAAUGCCUCAGACCGUGCAAAACAUCAGAACAGAACACACUCGAAUGAGAAACCCUAUGUGUGCAAGAUCCCUGGAUGUACAAAGCGGUACACAGACCCGAGCUCUCUGCGCAAGCAUGUGAAGACAGUUCAUGGACCUGAAGCUCACAUCACAAAGAAACAUCGUGGAGACACAGGACCUCGACCACCAGGUUCGGCUCUGACCUCUUUAGGUCAAGGUUCAGAGCUGCUGGUCGAGAAAGAGGAAAGGACCAGGGAGGAUUGCAAACUACUUGCUCCGGAGAACACACUGAAGUCACAACCAAGUCCUGGUGGUCAGUCGUCCUGCAGUAGUGAACGCUCUCCGCUAGGUAGCACAAACAACAACGACAGCGGCGUGGAGAUGAACCUGAAUGCAGCAGGUAGCCUGGAGGACUUGACAGCAUUGGAGGAUAAAGGAGGCACCAAUAUGGCUGAACCUAAUGGGGGAGUGGGUUCCGUAGGCAUGGGCAUGUCUGCUCAAGCUCUGAAAAGGCUGGAGGACAUAAAGAUUGAUAAACUUAAACAGAUCCACAAGCAGACCCAACCAAGCCGGGGUGCCGGAAAUAAACUACCAGCACUUUCAGCAUCAGGUGAGAAGAUGGUCAUGUGUGGUCCGUCCCCUUUGCUCUCUAACCGACGUGUGAUGGAGCUGUCUACACCAGAACUGUGUGGAGCAGGCAUGGCCGGAGUUUGCAGAAUGAUUAUGCCUUGUCCACCCAAUGACCGCCGUGGAAGUGGUACCAGUAGUCUAAGCUCUGCCUACACUGUGAGUCGCCGGUCCUCCUUGGUUUCCCCUUACCUGUCCAGUCGACGGUCCAGUGAAGUAUCCCAAGUGGGCAUUGGGGGUCAUUGCCAGUCUGUCAUGGGAAAUGAAAUGGGUGGGGACCCAUUAUCACCAGAGAGCAGCCACAGAACUGGAUCAUAUCAGAAUGCAAGUGGUUUGCCAGGUCUAUCAAGUCUUACCCCUGCAGAGCAAUACAGUCUGAAAGCUAAAUAUGCAGCAGCAACAGGUGGCCCACCACCUACACCUCUACCUAACAUGGAACAGCCUGGUACCCCAGGUAGACGUGGUGGUUUUUUAAAUGAAUAUGGGGCACAGCCCCUGCCACCAUUCCUACAUCAAGCGGGCGCUAGGAGACAUAGUGCCAACACAGAGUACGGAACUGGAAUUAUUUACCCCCACCAAGCACCUGGCAACAACGUAAGACGUGCCAGUGAUCCAGUACGUUCUGCAGGUGACCCACAAGCUCUGCCUAAGGUCCAACGCUUUAAUAGUUUAAGUAACAUGGCACUAAUGGGUCGCCGCAAUGCCAUGCAGCACUGCGGGUCUGAUGCUAACCUUUCCAGGCACAUGUACUCACCACGACCUCCAAGCAUCACCGAGAAUGUAAUGAUGGAGGCCAUGGCUAUGGAGCCUCAGGGAAACACCACAGAUGGCAGGGUGCAGGGCAGUAUGAUACAAGGCGACGACAGGGCUUACAUGAACUACCAGCAUACUCAAACAAGCAAUCAGCUUUCCCCGGGACAUGAAGGCAUGGGGUGCAUGGAUCCAUCCUACCAGUCUCAUAUGCAGGGAAAGUACCACAGCCAGCAUGGGAAUACAGGUGUUGGUAAAACUAUGGGUCAAAAUGACGUGUCAAACACCCUUCUCCAACAGGCUGAAUACAGUAUGAGCACCUGUCAGCUCAGUCCCUCUGGACCACACUACCCUAGCCUGGGGCAGCCUCGUGAGGGACCCGGUCCCUGGGGACAAAAUAACCAGCUCCACAAUUCUCACAAUGUGAGUAUAGAAGGAAAUAUGCAGUACCAGGACACAAGAAUGCAGGCACAGCAGUAUUCUCAAGGUUUAUACGAUCCCAAUGUUAACCAUAACCAUCAAAGGGUGACUAUUAAACCAGAACAGUUUCAUCCAGCAAUGGGAGGUUCCAGUGCCUGCCAAAAUUCCAAGCCUCUUCAACAGCAGCGCCAGCAUAACACUAUGGAAGUAUGUCAGCAGGGAUACACACCACAAACAAAAGAGCAUGCUUUAUUAAAUAAAUCAUCCCACCCUAGCUGUGACUAUGUUCAUGGUCAGAUGAAGACCCAGACUGAUCAUAGUCAACAGCAAAACCAGGCUGGAUCAUUCUCCCAUAGUGGAAGCUUAAGUCUUGGCUGUGCAGGUUCUGUGUUGGCUGAGGAUCAGAGGUCACGGACACCAAUGCUGCAGGUAAAGGAGAUGAUGGUGCGGAACUAUGUGCAGUCACAACAGGCACUUCUUUGGGAGCAACAAGAGCAACAAGCAGCAAACAACAGUCUUCCGAGGAAGACAGACAUGGACAUGGGAGAUCAGACACCAAUGAUGCAGCAUAGCCCUCAAGAUCCACAACUUAAUCAAAGCAUCUACCAGAACAGCUACCAAGGCUACACAAAUCAAAAUGUCAUGAGUCCCUCAGCACAUGGUCGAGUAUCCACUUCAGUGCCUGUAAGAGAACAGAUGGUUGGCAUGCAAGGGUCCUGCUACAACCAUGAUAUGGUGCCACACCCUCCCCAGGGUCAAAAGUCACUGAGUCGGCAAAACAGCCUUUCCCAGCAGGCAAAUGGGGCAUACCUAGGAAGCCCACCUAACCUAAGCCCUAAUAAUUCUAAUGCUAGCCCUAGAAGAGGAGUGCAGUUACCACCUGUUCCCCAACAGACAGAAAGUUUCUACUACUCAGGUCAGAUUCACAUGCACCACAACAUGGAUAAGACUCUGGUACCCCAAGAUGUACCCUGCCAGACACAGCAGCACCUUACAGGGAUAGACUCUUCUACAAAAGCAGCAUAUCCUCAGUCUGAACCUAUGUCCAAUACACUGGACAAUCUGGACUUGGAGAAUGCUCAGAUUGACUUUGCUUCUAUCAUUGAGGAUGCAGAUCCUUCGUCGUAUAGUCCAGUAAACCCACUUCUGGGAAACCAAUCAUCAUCCCAGGCCUCCUCCCGCCUGACCACUCCCCAAAACUCCAUCACACUUCCCUCUAGCCUAUCCAACAUGGCUAUUGGGGAUAUGACAUCCAUGCUUACAUCCCUCGCUGGAGAGAACAAAUAUCUGAACACACUGUCUUAAAGAGGACUUCAAAUAUUACAUAUGUUUUCAAAACAUAGACCUAUAACCAACACUCAGUGAAAUGUUGCUGUGCCUUGCAUUUCAUUUGUUGGGACUGUUAAUAAAAAAAAACUUUGUUUAAAUGUAAAUAUAUGAUACUUUUAAAUUAGAAUUGAGUUUAAACUGAGACAGUGAUAGAAAGAAACUAUCACAUUCUUUAUGAAAUUAUAAGGGAGUAUGAAAAGAUGUAAAGAAAGAGAGUGUUUCCUUUAUUAAGGACUUUUAAAAGCUUCUUACAAGUAUAAUAAAUGGUACAACACAACAGGACUAAAGUGCCUUGCCUAUUGUGGCUGAUGUACAUGUACAAUAGAGUUGACAGACAGGUGGAUUGAGAAGGUACCGAACUCAUAAUGACCAACAGUGAUUAUGCCUAUUUGCAGUGCAGUAUUUAAAGCCUUAACAGUAAUUAUUCUUGGUGUUGAAAUUGAAUGUGGUGAAACACGAGAAUGGAUCUAGCGAAAACCAUUCAACCUUCACUCUUUAUGAUUUCUGUACACAUUUGUUUUCAGAAAGAUAGACUUAGUCUAAUGGCACAGAUUUUUUUGGUUUACUUAAAUAUUUCUCCUAUGUCAAGGUCUGGGUACACUCAGCUGAUUUUAGUCUGACUACACAAUUAAGGAUUAUAUUUGAAUAUCAUUUACAUUUAAAUAUCACAGCUAAAAGGUUUUAAUACCAGGCUCACGUUUGAUGAGCACCCAUUGCCGUCUCUCUGAAGUGUUAUUUUAUUGUGUCAAGUUUAUCAUUAUGAGGUAAAUUAGUCAGCUAACAGACCUUUGCAGCUUUGUAGUAUUUCCAGGCCCAAACUGCAACACAUCAUACAAACUAGCCUAUUAAUAUUGCACUGACAACAGCACUGAGCUGAAGAACAGUUAUGAAUUGAACAGAAUUUUUUGUAAUGAUACUUGUAGUACAAUAUAUGUAUGGUACUGCGUUUAGGCAGUAUUUAUUUGACAAGCUAUAGAACAGAAUGUUCUUUGUUUUAGCACAACGAUGAGCUGCCUUACCAACGUGUUACAAACUCUUUUAGUUCAAGUAUUAAAAUUCAACACAUCCAACUGCUUCACUACAGCUGUCAAUGACAUACCAAAGAUGAUUAGCACUGGGAAGAGUGUGUGUGCACCCUUAAAUGUCACCAUUAAGGCAGUUAUAUGUCAAUGCCUACUUAGUGCUGCAUUGGAGAAUGUAUUUUUUUACAUUCUUUUUAAAAACGUUUUUGUGGAUUUUGCGUUUUAAGUGUGUGUUCUUCUAGCAUCUGUCACAAUUAUUUUUUUGCUGGCGAAAGAUCAUUAAUGUAGCAAUGCAAUGGCAUGAUAUUAGCAGUUAUUACAACUAUUUACCGGAAAUCAAAUGAUAUAUUUUUUGCAUACCAUUUUCUACAUUUUUAUACAAAGGU